CGACCUCGCGGAACAUUGUUGGCCGGAUCGGAGAAAAGAGAUAUAUAUAUAUAUAUAUAUAUAUAUAUAUAUACAAUUAUAUUCCCGCAAUGUCAUCAUCGGAGUAGAUUCGAACGUUCGAUAGAUCCGCGCAGGCAUCGGGGGAAAGAGUUAAAAAAAAAAAAAACUGAAGAGUUCAAAUUAGGUGUAUCGCAGAAGAUUAUUUUGUCGCGUAACAUUGUUGUACGCCUCCCCACCCCCCCACCCCACCACCCUCUGUACGUUGCGACGACGAGUUAUACAAAUAUGCGUAUAAUACGAGAGUCGAUGAUUCGAACCGUUUAUCUCGUUCGUUGGCCGUAAACACGUUAUAAACGCUCACUAGAAUAAAACUGAAACUGCAUAAAGUGCAUAAUGGAUUAUUAUUGUCAGAGUGGCGACUAUGUACGUACGUCAAGGAGAUAAAUGAGAUUCGAUUUUCCUCUUUGUUUUUUUUUCUUUUUUUUUUUCUCUCUCUCCUCGCGAUAAACUCGAGCGCACGCGUCCAACUUUCAUGAAAAAAUUGAAAAAAAUAAAAACAAUUUCGGCCCGCGUUCGGCACAUUUUAUUCCACGGAUGGACAAGUAAUGAAUUUUAUUUCCGUGGCGAGUGUUCGAUAAAAAAAAUUAGAAAAAAAAAAUUAAAAAAAAAAAAAAAACAGGAGAGAAAAAGAAAAAUCGGAAAGAACGGUAGCCGGCGGGACACCGCAAGACGUUAUUAAUAACAUAACAAAUGGAACUGGAAGAGAAGAAAAAAGCGAGAAGCUGGGUAUACAGUUAUACAGUCGUCGCGGAGCGAUCGCGGUGAAGGGAUCGAAACAGUUUCAACAAUGGCGGGUCCGAUCAUUCUUUUAAUUGGACGAAACACGCCCGUCAUUGUCCGGCCUCGGACACCCCGUUCCCAUUUUUCCUUCCCGUCUCUCGAUCCCCGUUUUCCUUCCCCUCCGCGCUCCACCCCCGCACCGAAAUAUCACGACGACGGACAAUACCUCGUCAUCCCCGACGAACACAAUACCGAAAAAUUUUCCCCCGUAUCUACGCUCGCCGCGGCUACGCUCGACUCUACCGCAUACAGUGUACCGCACACGCUUCCAAAUAUUAUACCGCGCCACCCACGAACCUCCGAGGAUCCGUUUCUACCGGGUCUACGCCCACCCCCUCCACCCCCUCCCCACCCCCCCGACCGAGUAGGGGUCGCGCACCGCUGCCGACCACGUGAAAUAUGUACGCGGAUGGACCUCUCCGCGGACCAUAGACGGGUUGAAAAUAAACAAACAGACUUCCGAGUCCGGCGUACGGUCCGACGAGGGACCCCGAGCGGUAUACCUUAUUCCAGUCCCCCCGAGGGUCAUCGAGAGCAAAAGUCCGCCCUGUGGUGUAAGAGGAAAAUCGAGCGCAGUGAAAAGUGCGACGAAUGCGAUUGGGUGGUGCGCGUCAGCCGAUUACCUGCUUACCAACGAUAAUCGCGAAGAGAAGAAUUACGAUGCGCGAAUUGAUGCGAGUCGCGCGUUACUCCUAAAAUGGUGACCGAGGAUAUUAUCAGAGUUUUACCCAACUGGACGAUAUUCGACCGAGAGACAUUUUACACUCGGCAGUUAGGCACCUGCCAAGAGAAUCGAGUGAACAACGGUGAACGGUGAACGGUGAACGGUGAUCAUCUCGGGACUGACCGAGGAGAGCGAAGAUCGAAAUAAAUAAAUUUCCUUAACCCCCCGCGACCGCCGGUCCGGAUCGCCGCCGAUCGGAAUAGAGCCGGGGUGGCCGGAAAAGAGAAGUGGUGAAACGAUACGGGAAUUACGAGGGGCGCGUCGAAGUGUCGUCGCCUAGGGCAGAGGGAAGCUCAAUCAUCGUCAAUGAGACCGUCAUGCUGGCCUUGACCUACCCGGACGGGGCCAGGGUUCAGCGGUGCGACUACCUUCCCGACAACGAACUGAUAUCACGUGCUUCGUCAGUGGGCCGAUGGACGACCGCCACGAUCGCCACCGGCUUCGAAAGACUAGCGACGACUUCGACGUCCGAAGAAUCGACGAUAACUCGAACCCUUCACGGCGAACGUCGACGACCGUCGAGGCACCGGCGGUGUGAACUGCGCCGCAGAAACAACGGAAACAAGAAUAGCGAUGAAGACGAGGAGGAGGAUGAGGACGAUACCGGCGACGUUUCAAGCCGGACGAAAUCCCGAUCUGCCGCGGACGACCCGUCCGCCCUCCGGGAGGCGGUGUCCGCUCCGUGCGGAACCUGCGUAUUCCCCGGCGGCCACCGAACUUCGAAAGUCUCGAUCGGUGCGGGGGCGAACGAAGAACCCUCCUUACCACCCGGUACCGUCCGGGGAUCUAGUCAGUCACCGAGGACAUUCGACGAGCGUCUCCGAGGGGAUCGUCGCGGUACGACGGCCUCGUUACCCCGCGUCGGGAGAGAAUCCAGGGUGGCGCUCGCCCGCGGUGAGGAGAGUCACGGGAAACGGGGUGGACCGGAAAUAUCCGGUCGCGGCUCGUGGACGGGAGGCGGCCACCCCGAGGACCGCUCCCUGCUCCAGGUGGUCUUGAUACUGGUGCUACUGGCGAUCGGCACGAACAGACACUCCGGACAUAUCGCGUCCAAGGUGAACCGAACCGCUUUCGGGGUGUUCGCGAUCGGUUCGGUAGUUCGCGGCGUGGACUGUGCGCCGGUCGAUUUGGCCGCGGCCGCCGCGGCCGCAGCGGCCGACGCCGGCGUUCGGUCGGAGAGGUCGGCGAAUCUCUCCCACAUCACGGGAUCCUCGAGGAAGAUACAAAUGUACGUGAAAAAUCGCCACCUUCAAAUACUGCCGGACGGCACGGUGAACGGAUCGAACGACGACACCUCGGAUUUCACUGUGCUACAGAGGACUUCCGUAUCGAGAGGACAGUUGAGAAUUCAGGGAGUCGCGACGUGCCUCUACCUCUGCAUGGAUUCCUGCGGCGUUCUUUAUGGAUCGCACGAAUACACGGAGGACUGCGUGUUCAACGAGACCCUGGAGCAGCACAACUACAACACGUACAGUUCGGCGCGUUGGUCGACGCCACGCAAGACUCUUUACCUAGGUCUGAGCGGACGCGGUCAGCCGAGGCGAGUCCAGGCGAAGGGACACAAUUUGGGUCGUCUGUCGGCGUACGCGAGGGUCCUCACGCAGGUGGUGGCUACCGAUAGGGUGGAGGCUCUGCAGCGCAGGAUGCUCGGUGCCCGUCACAACGUCAGACAUCACCACGGCAGUCAGCAGAUAGUGUGCCCGGUGCCGGUGCCCCAGGAGAACGACGGUAGGGACAAGUUCCGUUGUCGCAAACGUAAGAAGCGAAAGAAACGUCGGCGAAAGUGUCGGAACGGCGAAACGCCGGGGCCUCAGUGCGAGGAGAGGGACUUUCAGGGUGCCGCGGUCGAGGCCCAGUCGAAGAGGUCCUGCGAGGAGGCGGCGGUAGACGAAGCUUGCAGAAAGGAGGCGCUGGAAACCGCGUCGAAGAAACGGAAGUCGCGGAUAGAAGCCGAGGAGCCGGACGACGCCGACGAGGAGGGUAGCGCGGAGGUGGAGAAAAAGUCCCGACGAUCUAACGGAGGAAGCGAGGUCGUCGGGGACGCGAACAACGUCAGGCAUCAGAAGAAAAAUGUCAAAGGUGGCAAAAAAUCCGGGGCCAACGUGCACGGGAAAAAGGGGAUAGCGGGGAGGAGGAGGAAUAGCAACAAGAACAAUCCUAACAACAAUCGCGCGGCGAAGGGUAACCGAAACGCGAAAAAGAAGGGAGCCUCGCAUCCAGCCUCGAGGGUCGCGAGGACGACGAAUCAGUCGAGGUCCUCACCCGCGAUAACCUCACCCCUUCCUAUUCUGUAUUCCGGCCCGAUCGCGAGCCGAUCGUCCUCGGAAAGAGCGUCGUCGUUAGCGACUCGGGAAACAAGCACGCUGUAUUUCAGUCCUUCGGGGGCGGAUGAGGAGGACGCCGCGACUACUACGUCCGCGACGCUCCUCCGGGAGCGACAGGAAUCCUCGGCGUCAUCUUUGGCCUCGGUGUCGGCGGUCUCCGUUGCCGCUACCAGUUUGGCGUCGACUUUGACACUGGCUUUGACCGGAACCGCGUCGGUCACCGGGACGCCCGGCGAUUCGGGAUCCGGGGAGGAGAGAGGAGCGCAGGCCGCGGGGACGCAGGACGACUUGGAAAAAUCGGCGGAGUUCUUCGCACCAGCCGGAGCCGACGGUUCCGCGGUCGAGGGGGAAGGUGUCGAUUUGCAGGUCGACGAGACGCAGGUGGACGCGAACGUUUUCGAGGGCGACGAGGAAGAGGAACACGACGACGACGAGGAGGACGAAAAGGAACAGGAGGAGAUCGGCGCUGCGAUCGGCGCGAACGUCGCCGUCUCGGAUUAUCUGAAUGACGAGACGGAUCAGAGACUGGCCAUGUGAGGGACGAUGCGUAGACGAUCGUUGCAUCCGCACUUGACUGAUAUUGUAUUGUAUUGAGGAUGAGGCGAAAGGAAAACUAGAAACUAGAGAGGACUAGUAGGUAUACGUUACGCGAUCGUAAUAUCAAUAAACUGACGAAGAGGUUACAGUCGGAGCCCAUUAAGUAGAGCUGUGGGAUAAUAGAUUAAUACGAGUCUGAAAAGAAAUGCGCUUCGCUAUAUAAAAAGAGACAAUAAUGCCAAAACAAAUCUAUAGUGAUAUAUUAUUCAUUCUCAUUCAUUAGCCAAGGCACAUCGGUUUAAACGAGAGCACGCGAUAUCCCGAUCGUAGAUAUAAACGCGCCCACGUUGGCAUUGAAUUUUUAUGUGCUGCCGGUGUGUAUCAAUAAAAUUAAAUAAUAUAGACUUUCAUCUGAAAUUAGCAUAUUUCAAAAUUCGUUCGACGUAUAUAAUGUAUAAUAUCAGUCUCCGACGAUCGAAGCCGUGGGCUAUACGGAUCUUAUUACGAUGUAACAAUAAUGAUAACUAUCGAAAAUCCACGUAUAAAAUAAGAACUUCGACAUCAGCAAAAAAAUAAUAAUAAUAA
This is a messenger RNA of Athalia rosae (coleseed sawfly), 5010 nucleotides long. Its product is annotated as eukaryotic translation initiation factor 5B. Gene Ontology annotation, molecular function: fibroblast growth factor receptor binding; growth factor activity. Bases 1882 to 4425 code for a protein of 847 amino acids. NCBI's taxonomy places the organism in Eukaryota, Metazoa, Arthropoda, Insecta, Hymenoptera, Athaliidae. Gene Ontology annotation, cellular component: cytoplasm. The transcript is spliced from 4 exons. The record is from RefSeq and is a predicted model, not a curated record. Gene Ontology annotation, biological process: animal organ morphogenesis; positive regulation of cell population proliferation; positive regulation of gene expression.